CACCCGCCCCCGGCCCCACCACCUUCUAUGUCGUCUCCAUUCUUCAAUUCUUUCACCCACCAAAAACCAAACCCCCUCUUAUAAAAGCCAUCUGCCCUUCUCCCUGCCUUCCCAGGUGCCACUCCUUCUCUUCUUCUUCUUCGAGCUCCUACUGCACCGAUCAGGUCUCGAAGAUGGCUAAAUCCCUCGCCAAUGCCAACUCGCUCCUCCCCAACAAACCCUUCCUUCAAACCCAUCAAUCUAUUUUGCCACCGAGCAGCCAUGGUUUCUCCACCAAGCCCGCCAGAUCCGUGAAACCCAUCUCCGCCGCCCAAUCCGCCGGCUCCUCCCAAUCCCCCAUUGUAUCCGGCAAGUCUUCUCCCAAGCCCGCCCCGCCCGCCGCGGCAACCGCUAGGGCGACUACGACCGUCUCAAAACCCGCCACGGAAAAGACUGCGUGGUCCCUGGAGAGCUGGAAAUCCAAGAAGGCGCUGCAGCUGCCGGAGUAUCCCGAUCAGGCGGAGCUUGAAGCGGUCCUCAAAACAAUCGAGUCUUUUCCACCGAUCGUGUUCGCAGGGGAGGCACGCAGCCUCGAGGAGAAACUGGGGGAGGCUGCCAUGGGUAGGGCUUUCCUUCUACAAGGCGGAGAUUGUGCUGAGAGUUUCAAGGAGUUCAAUGCCAAUAACAUUCGCGACACUUUUCGGAUCAUCCUCCAAAUGGGCGCCGUCCUCAUGUUCGGCGGCCAAAUGCCCGUUAUCAAGGUGGGAAGAAUGGCCGGGCAGUUUGCGAAGCCAAGAUCAGAAUCAAUGGAGGAGAAGGAUGGAGUGAAGCUGCCAAGUUACAGGGGAGACAACGUGAACGGAGAUGCAUUUGAUUUGAAAUCAAGAACUCCAGACCCACAGAGGCUGGUCAGAGCCUACUGCCAGUCUGCAGCUACUCUCAAUCUCUUGAGGGCUUUUGCUACGGGAGGGUAUGCAGCAAUGCAGAGGGUCACCCAAUGGAACAUGGAUUUCACAGAGCACAGUGAACAGGGUGAUAGGUAUCGUGAAUUGGCUCAUAGAGUUGAUGAGGCCCUUGGGUUCAUGUCUGCUGCUGGUCUUACAAUGGAUCAUCCCAUCAUGAAAACCACAGAGUUCUGGACAUCCCAUGAAUGCUUGCAUUUGCCAUAUGAGCAGUCACUUACCAGACUGGAUUCAACAUCUGGGCUUUACUAUGAUUGCUCUGCUCAUUUCCUAUGGGCCGGAGAACGCACCAGGCAGCUAGAUGGUGCCCAUGUUGAGUUCUUGAGGGGAAUCGCUAAUCCCCUUGGGAUUAAGGUAAGUGAUAAGAUGAAUCCAGAUGAGUUAGUGAAGCUCAUCGAGAUUUUGAACCCUCAGAACAAAGCGGGAAGGAUUACAAUAAUAACAAGGAUGGGAGCAGAAAACAUGAGGGUCAAGCUUCCUCAUUUGAUUAGGGCAGUCCGCGGAGCUGGCCAGAUUGUCACCUGGGUUUCUGAUCCAAUGCAUGGGAACACCAUCAAAGCUCCCUGUGGUCUCAAAACUCGACCUUUUGAUGCUAUCAGGGCGGAAGUGAGAGCUUUCUUCGAUGUGCACGAGCAAGAAGGAAGCCACCCGGGAGGGGUGCACUUAGAGAUGACAGGGCAAAACGUGACGGAGUGCAUUGGUGGAUCAAGAACCGUGACAUUCGAUGAUUUGAGCUCGCGCUACCACACCCACUGCGACCCCAGGCUGAACGCCUCCCAGUCACUCGAGCUCGCCUUCAUCAUAGCCGAGCGCUUAAGAAAGAGGAGAGUUGGCAGCAGCAGCAGUGUAGGAGGACAGCAGUAGGGGAAGCGCUAUCAGCAUUACUCCCACUUUGUUUUUUUUUCGUUCUUUAAAUUAUCAUAUUAUGUUAGUGUGAAUUAAGAUGCUACGUUUAGUUACGUUUUUUGGCACAAUAUAUUAUAUUAUUGUACGAAGUAUAUGUGCCUUGUGCGUGGGUUAUUGGAAAGAAUAUGUGUUGUGUUUGUGAGAGUCCCUCCAUGUGAUGAUGAAUAAAGGAAAAUUUUAUUU
This is a messenger RNA of Cuscuta campestris, 2030 nucleotides long. The record is from the annotation of a GenBank genome assembly. NCBI's taxonomy places the organism in Eukaryota, Viridiplantae, Streptophyta, Magnoliopsida, Solanales, Convolvulaceae.